Messenger RNA from Cephus cinctus (wheat stem sawfly), 1045 nucleotides. RefSeq lists its product as uncharacterized. Bases 328 to 669 code for a protein of 113 amino acids. The transcript is spliced from 4 exons. NCBI's taxonomy places the organism in Eukaryota, Metazoa, Arthropoda, Insecta, Hymenoptera, Cephidae. The record is from RefSeq and is a predicted model, not a curated record.
CCAGUCUCUUGAUCGGGACGUAAGUUUUCUUUUAUUCAUCCAUCCUUUACUACGUUACUAUCAUGGAGCCUAGACAGGAGGAGAGCAAACUUCAAUGGCGGAAUGCUGAAAAAACGAGCCUAAAACGUGGCUCUAGUAGAAAGUUCCAAAGUGAGCCAUGAGCAGCGCUGAAAACAGUACUUUCUAUCACGAAUAGUGCCUAUCUCUUGAAAUGUUAUGGAACAGUUUAUGGUGAUAAUUGCGCGGUAUCAGCAAAUAACGAUUUGUUUUUAGACUCCAUAGUGAAGAAUUAUUUAACAUCGCUGACUUCUUGCAGUGUCAGUGGACAUGGGUAAACGGUGUGCAGUUUCAGGCUGCUUCACAGGAGAUCCGGAGGAAAUAAAGAAGAGGAAAUUGCUUCAAGAGAAGCCAGUGUAUUUAUUUGGUGUCCCAAAGGUUGCAGCCGAAGCAUGGUCGACUGCAAUCGGAGUCACGACUCCAUUAACACAAAAUGUUGUGUGUCGGUAUCACUUUGCUGCUGAGGAUAUCAUCACGCACUUCGUUCACUCAGUGCCUGAUGAAACGGUAGUUUCUAUUGAACGAGAGAGGUACUUGCUACGAAAGGAUGCAUGCCCAGUUGCCGGGGCAAUUCGUUCAAUGCCACAACCACCUGAAAUCCUUGGCCAAUGAUCUGGUUCCACUAUGUCUGAAGCUAUCGCAAUUGAGAACACGUCGGAAGCUGUGGAUAAUGUCAGCACACGCCAAGCGGUAGACAACGAUUGCAGGUCACGGGGUCUCGCAGACAGUCACGACAACAGUGAUUUUGACAGCGAUAAAGAGAUGACAAGUCUGAUGACAGACGCCCUAGUUUCAUACAGCAUGGAAAAUCUGAUGACUGAUCUAGCAGCUAGCUAGUGGAGAGAGAGUUGGGCAUGGAACCGCAAUGUUAAAGAAAUAGUUUUAGUUUAUCUGACAAAGUAUAAAUACAACUUGCUACAUGUAAAAUAAACUUAUAUUUUCAAUACAACGUUCCAUGUUCAUACAUCAUUCAUUAACUUAAAAAUAA